AUGGGGUCGCUACGACUUGCAAGAACACUCAUCCUGCUGUCUGUAAGUUUAUUAUUACUGCUGAAAAGUAGUACAAUACUAGCUCAAGAAGAAGAAGAAGAAGUCGACUUUCCGCCGUUAUUGGACGCCGAUGACAUUGCGUACUUUUUCGAGCGCAACGACCUGGAUGGACUGCACUGGGCAUUGACCAAUGUCUUUGAACGAUCCGAUCGCAAUCACGACAGUGCCAAAAUCCAGCAUCCGCUACCGGAGCAAUUGGUGUCUCGAGGAGGAGGAUCCACCUACACAACGGCCUACAAACUCAAGAUGGAUCUGGAACAAGCACAGUAUUUGGUCACGCAACUUCGUCGUGAUCGCGACCAAGAAAUGGCAGCCUUUUUGGAAACUCACGUGGUGCCUCUGUACCAAAAAGUCUUGGACCGGAUCCCUCCGUUGGAUCAAUUGCAACGCACACGGGGAUUGUAUCCCUUUCAACCACACGACAAACAGCUGGGGAUUGAAGCCAUAUACAACAAGGCACUCUAUGCGCCCCAAUUCGGUCAACUCAAAGAUCCCAACACGGGCCAAGUCCUGCCCGUCUUGAAUCCCAAUUUGGAUUUGGAUCGCAUUCAACGACAAUGGAUGGGAGAAGAACAAGAUUCGACUCCAGGAAUUGUCGUGGUCGAUGACAUUCUUAAUCCCGCCGCUCUCUCACGAAUACGACAAUUGCUCUUGGAAAAGACCGUCUGGUAUCAGACCAAAAUGCCACUGCAGUUUGGAGGAUAUGCCGGUGCCUACAUUGACGAUGGAUUGAACGAUCGCAUCUUACUCCAACUCAGUAUGGAACUGUACCAAGCAUUGCCUCGUAUCAUGGCGGGACAUUUCCUUCGCUACCUGUGGGCCUAUCGAUACGACGCGGAAUACACGGGCAUUAAUCUGCAUGCCGAUGAGGCGGCCGUCAAUGUCAAUCUUUGGUUAACGCCUGACGAUGCCAACUUGGAUCCGACAUCCGGAGGAUUGGUCGUCUUUACCGCCAAACCACCACCCGACUGGGAGUUUACCAAGUACAAUACCGACACGGACUUUGUCCGGGACGAAUUGCUGAAACCGACACAGUUUGCCAAUGUCACCAUUCCCCACAAACAGAAUCGAGCCGUCUUGUUUGAUUCGGCACUCUUUCAUCAGACCGACCAGUACAAGUUCCGAAAGGGAUACGAGAAUUGUCGCAUCAAUUUGACAUUGCUCUAUGGAACCAUGCAACGAGGCAGUAGUAAGAAGAAGAAUCAGCCACAAUCACAUGGCUCCGAGUUGUAA
This is a messenger RNA of Seminavis robusta, 1293 nucleotides long. The record is from the annotation of a GenBank genome assembly. Lineage: Eukaryota; Bacillariophyta; Bacillariophyceae; Naviculales; Naviculaceae.